AUGGACGGAGCCAUCACAUCCAGCGGGUCCUUCGCCCACAACAACACUACCGCACCACAAUCCGACCGAGUCCUCCCUCUCUUCUCCCUCAAAGGUCGAACGGCUAUUGUAUCAGGUGCAGGUGCAGGUAUCGGUCUGGCUGUUGCCCACGCCCUGGCAGAAGCAGGAGCAAACGUAGCAAUCUGGUACAACAGCAACAAGAAAGCCAUUGCCGAGGCAGAAAAGAUCGAGAAGACAUACGGCGUAAAGGCCAAAGCCUACCAAGUGAACGUAACCUCCUACGACGCCGUCUCCGCAGCCAUCGAGUCCGCAAUCCGCGAAUUCAACGGUCGCCUCGACAUCUUCAUCGCCAACUCUGGCAUCCCAUGGACCCAAGGCGCCGCCAUCUCAGGCGAGCUUGACCACUACCGCAAAGUCGUCACGACCGAUCUGGAUGGCACGUUCUACUGCGCCAGAGUUGCUGCCAUACACUGGAGACGCCAGAAGAAGGAGCAGACUACGAUUGAUGGCAAGCCUUUGGAGCCUGCGUUUAGGGAGGGCAGCUUCGUGGCGACGGCGAGUAUGAGUGGGCAUAUUGUUAAUAUCCCACAGUUGCAAGCUACGUAUAAUGCUGCGAAAGCGGGGGUUAUUCAUCUUUGCAAAUCCCUCGCUGUUGAAUGGGUCGGCUUCGCGCGCGCAAACACCAUCUCGCCCGGGUAUAUCGCGACCGAAAUCUCCGACUUCGUCCCCAAGGAAACGAAGAAGAUCUGGAAGGAUAAGAUCCCUAUGGGACGGGAGGGAGAGGCGAAUGAGUUGAAGGGCGCGUUCCUGUACCUUGCUAGUGAUGCGGCGAGUUAUACAACGGGUACGGAUAUCAUUGUUGAUGGGGGAUAUUGCUUGCCUUAG
Messenger RNA from Cadophora gregata, 885 nucleotides. It is a transcript of the gene LXR3, whose product is annotated as L-xylulose reductase. Gene Ontology annotation, molecular function: oxidoreductase activity, acting on NAD(P)H, oxygen as acceptor. Lineage: Eukaryota; Fungi; Ascomycota; Leotiomycetes; Helotiales; Ploettnerulaceae. The coding region runs from base 1 to 885 and encodes 294 amino acids. The transcript has 3 exons. The record is from RefSeq and is a predicted model, not a curated record. Gene Ontology annotation, cellular component: intracellular anatomical structure.